Molecule: messenger RNA, 759 nt
Organism: Sinocyclocheilus anshuiensis
Lineage: Eukaryota; Metazoa; Chordata; Actinopteri; Cypriniformes; Cyprinidae
Exons: 6
Coding region: 1-759 (252 amino acids)
Biological process (GO): response to bacterium
Source: RefSeq, a predicted model, not a curated record
AUGAAGUUCAGAGUAUUGUUUAUCGUUUCUCUCUCCAUGUUUUCAUAUGGGACAUGUCAAAUAAAGGGUGUCAUUCACCAGCAUCCUUUGGUAGUUGCUGAACUUGGAAGCAGUGUGAUUUUACCCUGCUCUUAUUCAUUUGACAUGAUACACACUGUUUCAUGGUAUAAACAGACUGUUGUUGGAACUGACUUUUUAAAUAUGAGCAUCAUAAACCUGAAGGAAAAUGAUUUUGCAAACUACUAUUGUGCUGUGACCUUCUUCAACACAAUUCAGUUUGGAGAAGGGAUGAUUUCGCUACACAAAGGUAAAGAUUCUGCCAUUGGGUCCAUAGUUCUCCAGCAGCCUGUAUCUGACAGACUUCAUCCAGGAGAUUCAGUGACUCUGCAGUGUUCGGUCAUCAGUCAGAUCUGUGCAGGAGAAUACAGCGUCUACUGGUUCAGACAUUCAUCAGGACAUUCUCAUCCAGGACUCAUUUACACCCGUGAUAACAGGAGUGAUCAGUGUAUGGAGAAAUCAGAGAACGGCUCUUCUACCCAGAGCUGUGUCUUCAAUCUCUCUCAGACUGAACUCAGACCAUCUGAUGCUGGGAUUUAUUACUGUGCUGUUGCCACAUGUGGGAAGAUACACUUUGGAAAUGGAACUAAGUUGAUAGUUGAAGCAUCUUCGACUUUAACUUUUUGGAAUCCAGUUGUUUUAACCCUGUUCACAAUAAGCAUAAUAUCCAUUAUGGUGAACAUAUUUCUGGUCCUAGAGUAG